This is a messenger RNA of Coffea eugenioides, 694 nucleotides long. RefSeq names its product casparian strip membrane protein 1-like. The coding region runs from base 29 to 598 and encodes 189 amino acids. The transcript has 3 exons. NCBI's taxonomy places the organism in Eukaryota, Viridiplantae, Streptophyta, Magnoliopsida, Gentianales, Rubiaceae. The record is from RefSeq and is a predicted model, not a curated record.
UUUCAUACUCCCUGAAAUUGGUUGCAAAAUGCCUUUCAAAAAGAAGACAAAGGUAUCGCCCGAGCCUGAGGUCGACGAAGAGUCCAAUGAGUCAGCUCCAAAAGCCGGGGCUAACAGAGGGAUUUCCAAACUAGACUUGGUUAUGAGAAUGGUUGCGGCAAUUGGCACCCUUGGGAGUGCUCUUGCCGUGGGAACCGCCAACGGGUCUGGCCCGUUUUUCGCAGGGUUCUUUCGUUUUGGGGCGGGAUAUGAUGAUCUUCCUACAUUCACGUUUCUGGUGGUUACCAAUGCAAUAGUAUGCGGCUACCUGGUUCUUUCUCUCGUACUGUCCAUCUUCCAUAUUCUGAAGAGUUCUGCCCGAGUAACUAGAGUGAUUUUGAUCAUUUUGGACACGGUGAUGGUGGCAUAUCUGACGGGUGGAGCUUCCUCAGCAGCCGCCAUGGUGCAUUUGGCCCACAAGGGCAAUGGUGGGGCCAUCUGUCAGCAGCACAACUCCUUCUGCGACAGAGUUGCGGGGGCUUUGGUUGGUUCCUUCAUUGGAGUUGUCGUGCUCUUGCUCUUGAUUUCCAUGUCCGCCGUUGCUCUCUCUCGCCGUUAGUUCAAUUAUUCGUGUGGCACCAACCAACGGAUUCUCAUGGCUCAAAAAUCCGACCUGCUGCAGUGCUGGGGGUGACUUUUUCUGGGUCAUCCCUAA